This is a messenger RNA of Cimex lectularius (bed bug), 1494 nucleotides long. RefSeq names its product chitinase-like protein EN03. Bases 26 to 1318 code for a protein of 430 amino acids. The transcript is spliced from 8 exons. Gene Ontology annotation, molecular function: chitin binding. Gene Ontology annotation, biological process: chitin catabolic process; carbohydrate metabolic process. The record is from RefSeq and is a predicted model, not a curated record. Lineage: Eukaryota; Metazoa; Arthropoda; Insecta; Hemiptera; Cimicidae. Gene Ontology annotation, cellular component: extracellular region.
GACCUCCCCGGCGCCCCUUUCAGUCAUGGCCAUUCUCGCUAAGUUGUUGGUCCUCGGUCUUGCGGCCCUCUCGGCUGCUCAGGCGGCCAGGGUCGUCUGCUACUGGAACGGAAAGUCAUUCUGGAGAGAAGGUACAGCCAAGGUGACGGUUGAAGAGCUCAAAGACGGCCUCUCCUACUGCACACACCUCGUCUACGGUUUCGCCGCCCUCGACGACGACGACUACCAUCUCAAGCCUGUCGACAAGAAGCUCGACCUCGACAAGGGCAAAGGUCAAUACAGGCUCUUGACCACGCUCAAGAAGAACUACCCUGGGAUGCAAAUCCUCCUAUCAGUGGGCGGCAACCAGGACACCGAGGAUGUCAAGAAAUACCUCGAAGUGCUCGAAAAAGAACAAUACAGGAACAAUUUUGUCUCGACGGCAACCGCCUUGGUACGUGAGUUCAACUUCGACGGUCUGGACCUCGCCUGGCAGUUCCCACCCAAGCACGAGAAAUACGAAACGACAUCGCUCAGCUCGAUCUGGCAUAAGAUAAAGAAGACGGUCGGCUACGGGGUCGACACCAAGGAGGCAGAGCACAAGAUCCAGUUCACCUCCCUGGUCAAGGAGCUUAAAGCAUCCCUAGCCGGGAAACUCCUCACCCUCGGAGUCCUCCCUCACGUCGAACAACAAGUUUACUACGACGUCAAAACUUUGAUGCCGUACGUCGACAUGAUCAACCUGUGGACGGUCGACUACAGGACGCCGGAGCGUUCCCCCCAGAAGGCCGACUACGCCACGCCUCUUCAUUACAUGUACCCGAGGCUGGAAUUCCAGAACGUGGAACACACCGUCAACAAAUGGCUUCAGAGUGGUGCAGACCCUAACAAGUUGAACCUGGGCAUCAGCACCUGGGCUAGGACCUGGAAGCUGAAUGAAGAUUCAGGACUGUCUGGAGUUCCUCCUCUGGUCGCAGACGGACCUGGAGACAAGGGACCUUACACCAAGACUGAAGGCCUACUCGCAUAUUACGAAGUGUGCGUCAAGUUAGUUUCGCCGACCAACCCCAAUGCGCCCGCCACCCUCCUGAGGCGGGUCGAAGACACUACGAACAAGAUGGGCUCGUAUGGAGUCAGGCUGCCGAACAAGAAAGCAGGCGAGGAUGAAGGGCUUUGGGUGACUUUCGAGGAGCCGACCACGGCCGGGCAAAAGGCUCUGUACGCGAAGAUGCGAGGCCUGGGUGGUGUAGCCGUCCUCGACGUCGGGCUCGACGACCCGAGGGGCGUCUGCGACGGAAGCAAGUUCCCGUUGACAAGGGCGGCGAAGCUCAACCUGUAAAUUUGCGACGCAUCCUUGGGGUACACACAGCAGACCCAGGUGCUUCCAGUUCCCGGACAAACGCUCUACCAACCCUCGGCCAAUUCGACUCAGACAGCCCGGAACUUCAGCCAACCCCCUAAUUAUUUUCAUUUGUAAAUAAGCAAAAUUAACUAGUUUAAAUAAAUAAUUUUUUU